Molecule: messenger RNA, 2045 nt
Organism: Miniopterus natalensis
Lineage: Eukaryota; Metazoa; Chordata; Mammalia; Chiroptera; Miniopteridae
Source: RefSeq, a predicted model, not a curated record
AUGGAUCAACGUGCGAUGGCAGAAAAGGCUCAAAAUGAGGCAGAUACCAGUGACUUGGCUGUAUCCUCUCCCCCCAGCUUAUCAACCCCACACUCCAGAUCAGGUCACAGUGGAGUCCAUCACCAUCACAAGUUCCAUCACCAUGGUGUGUCCCAUCAUCAUGGUAGAUCUCACCACCCUGGUGAGCUCCAAGACUUCCCUGAGAGUCCCUUGGCCUGGCUGCUUCCCGUGACACUGCCCUCUCCCACCACUCCAAUGAUGAGGAUUUUGUUUAUGACGAGCACCACCGUGGUAGCAGGAGACAUCACUAUAGGCUUCGGCACCAUCGGGGGCCCCACCAUGAGUCCUACCCUGACAGUGGGGCCCGUGAGCGUGGGGGGCCCCAUCACUCUGAUGCUUAAGACCACAGCAGGCACCAUCAUCAUCAAGCCCACCAACCCAGAAGGCCUCUUCAUCAUGGAGAGAGCUCUUCCCACCACUUCCACGGGGGGUCCUCCCACCAUGGCACACCUCGCUACCCCAGUGAGCACCGCGCGGCCACCAUGGCCACCACAGAGAGCACCACCGCGGUGCACGGCGUCACGAUCACUCACCUCAGGUCUCUCCCGAGUCUCUGGCCCACGCAGGCCCCACGGUGUGGUCAGAGCCAGCUGUGCCCUUUCUCAUGCAGCAGCCAUGCAGCCUAGCAUGGCGCACAGACGGAGCAGGGACUCCAUCUUGACUCGGUCGCGCGCUACAGUUCACCCUUUGGCCGAGAGCUCCAGCGACGUCCACCCUCAGGACAACUACUCUAAAACCUCCGAAAGCUGGGCUGACGAUGAGCAGUUUGAGAGAUACAAAACCAACAGACCCCCGCGGGCCCACAAGAAGGUCCACAGCAUGAACGUCUGCAGUAUGUUGUGGGGAAAAUUAUGCCACCUCUUUGAUGGCCUCCGGGAAAUGCUCAGGAUCCUGACUGAGUCCCUGAUCUUUGACGCCUUCAUCUUCCUCGUCGUCUGCCUCAACAUCAUCAUGCUUGUGGUCCAGACCUUCGCUGAAGUCGAGGUCCGGGGUGAGUGGUUCUUCGUGGCCUUCGACUCCGUUUUCCUCUGCAUCUACGUGGUGGAAGCUAUGCUCAAGAUCUUUACUAUGGGCCUCAACUAUUUUUGUGACUCCUGGAACAAUCUGGACUUCUUCAUCAUGGCCACGGCCGUGCUGGAGUUCGUGCUGGUGCAGCUCAACUCCCGCUCCUUCAAGCACACCGUCUACAGCCAAAGAGUCUUCCGGAUCUUCAAGGUCUUCAAGAGCCUGCGGGCCCUGAGGGCCAUUCGGAUCCUGCGGAGGCUCAGCUUCCUGACCAGCCUCCAGGAAGUGACCGGGACCCUGGUGCGGUCCAUGCCGUCCAUCACCGCCAUCCUGAUCCUCAUGUUCACCUGCAGGAGGGUGCUGGCCCCUCCCACAGCCACCCCCUCAGCACCCCACUGCUUCCCCACCUUCAGCCUGGUGAUUGCCGUCCUGGUGGACAACUUCGAGAUGGCACUGCUCAGAAGCCAGGAGAAAGUGAUGGAGGAGAGGGCCGCCGAGGUGCAGGAGACGAUGCUGGCCGAGUCGCUGACCGAGCUCUCCAAAGAAGAGCCUGAAGAGGUGAUAAGUGAACACACUAAGCAGAAGCUCUUCAUUGAGAAAAAAUUUGGGACCAUGACUGAGAAUCAGCAGAAGCUCCUGUUCCAUUUCCUGCAGCUCGCUGCCGGGGUGGAGCAUUAUCAACAGAAGUUCCGCUCCCAGGCAUCGGUCACUGAUGAGAUUGUGGACGCGGCGUUUGAGGCUGGAGAAGAAGACUACAGGAAGUGAUCCCUGGACAGGGACCGCCGAUGCGGACUUCAGCCUCUGGCCAGCUGCUCACCGGGGUGGGUCGGGACAAGUCCCCAGACCUGCUGGAAUGAUUGUGGAGGCCUACAGAGCUGGGCCCAAACAGAGUUUUAAAACUCCAGCAGGCUCUGUGUCCUCAUUGGCUGGGCCGAGGCACAGGGCAGGAGAACUUGUGUGUAUGCAUGUGUGUGCACACC